Molecule: messenger RNA, 798 nt
Organism: Aureobasidium uvarum
Lineage: Eukaryota; Fungi; Ascomycota; Dothideomycetes; Dothideales; Saccotheciaceae
Source: the annotation of a GenBank genome assembly
AUGACUUCUGUGGCAAGCAAGAACCUUUACGAGCUUCUGGGCAACGACCUGGAGCUCGACCCCAACAGAGAGCCUGAGCCUCCUACCAAGGUCAUGGACAAGCCCGUCCAGCGCGCCGGCAAGCGCAACGCCGGUGCCGAGGGUCCCUCCAACGACACUCCCAGACCCGCUGCUGGUGGCCGCGGUGGACGUCACGCCGUCUUCACUGGCUCUGAGCAGGCUUUCCGUGAUAAGGGCGCAGGUGCUUUGAACAACAGAGCCAAGCCUACCGAUGACGGCCUUCGCCAGGACCGCCACCCCAACCGCACCAGAGACGUCAACGAGCACCGCGACACUGGCAACAGAGGCCGUGGAUCCCGUGGUGGCCGUGGUGGUGUUAGAGGCACCCGCACUGCCCGUGACGACAAGCACGACCGUACUGGCCACGCCGGUAGCAACGACCACUCCAAGCAGGCCGGUGCCGCCUGGGGUCACGAGACCGGUAACGCCGAGUUGAACGACGAGAAGGCCGCUCUUGCCGAUGCCAAGGCCGAGGAGGCCAAGGAGGGCAUCGUUGCCGACUCAACCGUUGUCGCCGACACUGUCGCCGCCGAGGAGGCCCCCGCCGAGGAGGACAACGUCAAGUCCUACGAGCAGUACCUCGCCGAGCAGCUCGAGAAGAAGGCCGCUCUUGCCGGCAACUUCGAGGCCCGCAAGCCCAACGAGGGUGCCUCCAAGAAGUUCCCCGAGGGCAAGGCCUUCGAGCGUGACGCCAACGAGAACUACGUCUCCCCGCCGCCGCCAAGGCCAAGAAGCUGA